AUGGCUGAAAAUUCAAACCUCGAACCUGUCCUGUUAAAUGGACGGACGUUGGAAGGAGGUGGACAGCUAGUUCGCAUUGCCGUUGGUCUCUCUGCCCUAACCGGUCGCCCUGUCAGUAUCGAAAAUGUUCGCGCCAACCGACCGGGAAAAAAAGGGCUAAAGCGCUCUCAUGCUGCAGCAGUGACCUUACUGGCCAGUAUGAGUGGCAGCAAAGUAACCGGCGGCGAAGUUGGCUCUCAAUUCUUGACUUUCUUCCCCCAAUCAGCAAAAUCGCCAAGUGGCCCACUGGUCGAUUUGACACAAGUCAGCGUGAAACCAGAAUACGAUAUCAACAUUGCAACGGCUGGCGCCAUUUGCCUUGUGUUCCAGGCCCUGUACCCAUAUAUUCUGUAUGUUGGAUCGCAGGCACCCGCGCCCUUUGUCAAAGUCAAGAUAACGGGUGGAACCAAUCCUUCCAAGUCACCAUCGUAUGAUUAUCUUGCUCAGGUCAUUGUGCCCAAUUUUGCGAAGCUAGGGCUUCCGCCCCUUUCUGUCACGCUUCACAAGCGCGGAUGGUCAUCGGGACCAGUCGAUCUUGGGGCAAUGACUUUCCAGAUUCAUCCUUUGACAUCCAAAGAUGUCUCUAGGCCUAAAUCUUCAUCGAAGCUGUCGGAUUCCGAAGCGCAAAGCUUCGAUGCAGGCAGAUUUCCAAAGAUUGACAUCAUGGACCAUGAGAGAGGGAAGAUCACACAAAUUGAUAUCACGGUCCUCGCACCGGAUCAUAUCCGAUUAGAGGCCGAUAGUCUGAGCAAAGAGGUGUGUACCUUGCGGAAGCAUAUCGAGCAAACCGCGAGACAAGCACUGCGUAGUGCAACGAGGAAGAUCCAUCCGUCCACAUUUGCACCACGACAAACCUUGUCCUCGCCCGAAUCUUCCGAUGAUGACGGGGAACCGGAAAUUGCAGUCCCCGUCCGGAUGCAUACAUCGGAAGCUACAUAUCACCACUCUCAUGUGUAUCUCCUUCUGGUGGCUCAUACGUCCACCGGGUUCCGUAUUGGACACGAUACCCUAGGCAGUUUGGGAAGUGGUCGGGCCAAAAAGCAGAAAAACAAAGGAAGAAACAAGCAGCGUUUGAUCCACGAUGAUCGACACGCCUUUGAGAAGGAUGUGUUUUCUGGAGCGACCGAAAUGGUUAGGGGCUGCGUUGAAGGUUUCAUCCGGGAGAUCUCAAACGGGAUCCCAGCCGCCGAGUCCGAUUCGGUGAUAACUCCCGAGAAGAAGGCCUGUCUAGACCAGCACAUGAGAGACCAGAUUGUGGUUUUCGAGGCUCUUGGCGAAGCGUGUCACGGGACAAUCUCCGAAACAGCCAACGAGAUACGAGAAGACGGUCGAGAUUGGACGUUGCACACGAGGACGGCACAGUGGGUGUGUCGGCAAGUUUUGGGUGAAGGAAACGGUCUGUGA
Molecule: messenger RNA, 1443 nt
Organism: Penicillium olsonii
Lineage: Eukaryota; Fungi; Ascomycota; Eurotiomycetes; Eurotiales; Aspergillaceae
Source: the annotation of a GenBank genome assembly